GCAAAACCACGGCCCCAGCGCCUGACUUCCAAAGCCCACCUUUUCCCACCGUUUCUUUCCUCACCUCCCGCGACAGCAGCGGCAGCUGCCAUGGCCGCCUCCUGCGACCUCCUCGAUGUCGACCCUCCGGAGCUCCAGUUUCCGUUCGUCCUCGACAAGCAGAUCUCCUGCCCGCUGCGGCUCGUCAACAGGACUGACCGUACCGUCGCCUUUAAGGUCAAGACGACGAACCCCAGGAAAUACUGCGUGCGGCCCAACAAUGGUGUCGUGCCGCCCCGAUCCUCUUCCACGGUUGUAGUCACGAUGCAGGCGCAGAAGGUGGUGCCUCCGGAUUUGCAGUGCAAGGACAAGUUCUUGGUGCAGAGCGUGGUCGUCAGUGAUCGCUUGUCAGCCAAGGACAUAACCUCUCAAAUGUUCGUGAAAGGGGGUGGUAAUGUGGUCGAGGAGGUGAAAUUGAAGGUUGCUUAUGUGAUGCCACCUGAACCGCCAUCAGAGAUUGCAGAGGAGCACGAUGGUUUAGAGAGAGUUUUAGUGCCUAUGCAGAGGACUGUGGAUAAUGGGAGGAGUACUUCAGGGCUAUCGAGUGGCUCCGUGUCAUUGAAAUCAGCUGAGGAGGUCGGAUCACCUGUUGGUCGAAUUGUGAAGAGUGAGGAGUUCCUGAAGUCUGCAGGACCUGCUAUGGCAACAAAAACAUAUGCGGGACCUGGUGAACAAUCUCAUCAGCUGUCAUCUAUAAUUGCAAAGUUGACUGAAGAAAAGAAUUCUGCACUUGAGCAAAACAGAAAACUUCAAGUUGAAUUGGAACUUGUAAGGUGCGAAGCCAGGAAACAGCAAGGUGCCUUCUCGUUGGUUCUCUUAUUAGCAUUUGGGCUCCUUGGCAUUGUUCUAGGUUACAUUGUAAAGAAAUGAGAAUUCCAUAGUCUAAUCGGGUAAUCGCUAUGGUAAAUAAAAGGUGAUAUAUCGUGUGAUUCUUACAUUCAUCAGCCAGCUGCCAAUGCUACAGAGCCGUGCAACAGUGCAGCCGUCAAAUUGACAGAACUGGGAGGGGGUAAUAGCAUCUAAUUUGAUCCACAUGGUGUAUUUUAACUAAAUCACUGGAAAAGUGAUUGUUCUUAUGUUGAUUGAUUUCUGUUUCUAUCCUGUGGAUUGGGUCCACUUUUGAAUGUGACCACGUUGUUAA
Sorghum bicolor (sorghum) is the source of this 1180-nucleotide messenger RNA. Its product is annotated as vesicle-associated protein 1-2. The coding region runs from base 91 to 909 and encodes 272 amino acids. The transcript has 9 exons. Gene Ontology annotation, biological process: endoplasmic reticulum membrane organization. The record is from RefSeq and is a predicted model, not a curated record. NCBI's taxonomy places the organism in Eukaryota, Viridiplantae, Streptophyta, Magnoliopsida, Poales, Poaceae. Gene Ontology annotation, cellular component: endoplasmic reticulum membrane; plasma membrane.